GUCGGUAUUUUGCUUUUCAGUCACUCCUUUCUCCAAAUUAGCCAACUAACAAAAAAAAGUGGCCACCCCAUACAUACACACCACUAGUUCAUACCUCAUUGUAUACACAGCAAGAAAAAGGAUAAAUUUAAGGAGAAAACCUUGUGGAGCUCUCUACCAGGAUCGAAGCAGAAGAGUGAAAAUAAUGGCGGCGAGGAUAGUGGUGGGUUUGGCAUGUAUAAUGGUGAUCCUAAGGCUUAGUGAAGCGGCGGUGUACAAAGUCGGCGACUCAGCAGGCUGGACAACCAUAGCCAACGUGGAUUAUAAGCUAUGGGCCUCAACCAAAACUUUCCACAUUGGUGAUACCGUCUUGUUCGAAUACAACCCACAAUUCCACAACGUUAUGAGAGUGACACACACAAUGUACAGAAGCUGCAACAACUCAAACCCAAUCUCCACCUUCACCACUGGCAAUGACUCAGUCACACUCACCAAUCACGGCCACCAUUUCUUCUUCUGUGGCGUUCCUGGCCAUUGUCAGGCCGGUCAGAAGCUCGACCUCAACGUCAUUAACCCCACCUCCUCCAGGCCACUCUCUGAUCCACCAAUCUCCUCGGAUUCGUCCUCCCCCUCUUCUCCUCCGUCCACUACUACGAUUCCUGCCGCCGGAGUCCCCGGUCCAUCUCCUAGCCACGCUGCUUCUCUCCCGAAUUCGGCCGUAGCUGUGGUGGCUGCCCUUGUCUCUUGUCUCUUUGCAAAUUUUUCUUAUUGAUUAGGAUUACAUAUACGUUGCGAUUGUUGCAUAUAAGUUUUUGUUAUAUGUCCAAAAAUGUUUUUGUUAUGAUUUUUCCUUUCUACCGUAUUGUUCUUUUUAUCUAAUUGAUUCAAAAUGUUUAGACCGUCAAUAAUAAAAAGAAACG
Messenger RNA from Brassica oleracea var. oleracea, 899 nucleotides. Its product is annotated as mavicyanin-like. Gene Ontology annotation, molecular function: electron transfer activity. The record is from RefSeq and is a predicted model, not a curated record. Gene Ontology annotation, cellular component: plasma membrane. Lineage: Eukaryota; Viridiplantae; Streptophyta; Magnoliopsida; Brassicales; Brassicaceae. The transcript has 2 exons. Bases 185 to 751 code for a protein of 188 amino acids.